CUGGACAAGGCACUAGGACCUAGAAGGCAACUAUCCACCCUGGCAGGAAUUUCUUGCUUGGAGCUCAGACAACAAAGGCAUAGAGAGAUUGGUUUUCUUUCUCUCAGCAUCUCCACCCAACCAGCAGAAAACCGGUUGCCGUGGUUCCAUAAAAAUAUGGAACUUGAUUUUGGACAUUUUGACGAAAGAGACAAGGCAUCUAGGAAUAUGAGAGGGACACGGAUGAAUGGCCUUCCAAGUCCCACUCACAGUGCCCACUGUAGCUUCUAUAGAACCAGAACCUUGCAGGCACUAAGUAAUGAGAAGAAGGCCAAGAAGGUACGUUUCUACCGCAAUGGGGAUCGAUACUUCAAGGGGAUUGUGUACGCUGUUUCUUCUGACCGUUUCCGUAGUUUUGACGCAUUGCUGGCUGACCUGACUCGAUCCUUGUCGGACAACAUCAACCUGCCUCAGGGAGUGCGCUAUAUUUACACCAUCGAUGGAUCCAGGAAAAUCGGAAGCAUGGAUGAAUUGGAAGAAGGGGAAAGCUAUGUCUGUUCUUCAGACAACUUCUUUAAAAAGGUUGAGUACACCAAGAAUGUCAAUCCCAAUUGGUCCGUCAACGUAAAAACAUCUGCCAAUAUGAAAGCUCCCCAGUCCUUGGCUAGCAGCAACAGUGCUCAAGCCAGAGAGAACAAGGACUUUGUGCGCCCCAAACUUGUGACCAUCAUCCGCAGCGGCGUGAAACCCCGGAAGGCAGUGCGUGUGCUUCUCAACAAGAAAACAGCCCACUCGUUCGAGCAGGUUCUCACUGAUAUCACAGAAGCAAUCAAGCUUGAAACCGGAGUCGUCAAAAAACUGUACACCCUUGAUGGAAAGCAGGUAACCUGUCUCCAUGAUUUCUUUGGUGAUGAUGAUGUGUUCAUUGCUUGUGGUCCUGAAAAGUUCCGCUAUGCUCAAGACGAUUUUUCUUUGGAUGAGAACGAAUGCAGAGUCAUGAAAGGGAAUCCGUCUGCCACAGCUGGCCCAAAAGCUUCCCCAACACCUCAAAAGACAUCAGCCAAGAGUCCAGGCCCAAUGCGUCGCAGCAAGUCUCCAGCUGACUCAGGUAACGACCAAGACGCAAAUGGAACAUCCAGCAGCCAGCUGUCAACACCUAAAUCGAAGCAGUCUCCUAUCUCUACACCCACUAGUCCAGGAAGCCUGCGGAAGCACAAGGACUUGUAUCUGCCGCUGUCCCUGGAUGACUCUGAUUCACUUGGCGAUUCCAUGUGAAAGAUGGGAGGCUACCUAAAAACCUAUCAUUAUAGCAGAAUUCGUUCGCUCAAGUGACCAACAAGGCUAUUGGUGCUUAA
Molecule: messenger RNA, 1334 nt
Organism: Phodopus roborovskii (desert hamster)
Lineage: Eukaryota; Metazoa; Chordata; Mammalia; Rodentia; Cricetidae
Gene: Dcx
Product: doublecortin
Exons: 7
Coding region: 157-1254 (365 amino acids)
Biological process (GO): neuron migration; photoreceptor cell development; intracellular signal transduction
Cellular component (GO): axoneme; neuron projection
Molecular function (GO): microtubule binding
Source: RefSeq, a predicted model, not a curated record